ACGAACGCUAUAUAGAUUCAAGUUGUCGCUAUCGCCGAACCCUGGACCAAUUAGCCUGCAUUUUACUUUCUUAGCCGGCGAUGGCCGGCCUAGGAGGCCUGCGCGGUGUUUCUGCCGGGCAAGAUGCUCGCUUCUCAGAUAAGCAGAAGAAGACAUUGAAGGAGCUGGUUAAGUCCGGAAAGGUCCCGAAAGAGCUGGACCUCAAGGUUGACAUGAAGAAGGUCAACUGGCCGGUGAUGAAGGAGUGGAUCGCCAAGCGCGUGACGCAGCUGCUGGGUGGGCUGGAGGAAGAGGUGCUCAUUGGCAUGGUGUACAAUUUCCUGGAGGAUCCAGAGAUGAGUGGGAAAAUGCUGUACGUCAACUUGCUGCCGUUCCUUGAAAAGAACACGUCUCUGUUCUGCAAGGAGCUGUGGCUGCUGCUGCACAGCGCCAACCAGACGGCCUCGCACAUACCCCAACAAAUGCUGGACGCGGAGGCGGAGCGGCAACGCCAGCAGCGGCAGCAGCAGGAGGCGAUACAGGCGGAGCUAGAGCUGAAGCGGCUUGCGCAGGAGGCGGAGCGCGCGGCGGCGCUAGCGGCGGCGCAGGAGGCGGCGGAGCGGCGCGUGGCGGAGUUGAAGCGUGAGCCCGGCGCCGACGGCGAGGCGCUGCCGCCGCCGCCGCCCUUGCCGGGGGGCCGCGAGCGGCGCCGCGGCUGGGAGCCGCGGGAGGGUGACGCUGAGGAGCCGCCGCGGGAGCGGGAGGGCGGGCGGCACCGGUGGGAGCCACGUGACAUGGACGCGCCGGCGCCGCGGCGGGAGCGCAGGGGAUGGGAGCCGCGGGAGCCGGAGGGCGGCGCCCGCGACGGCCGUGACGGCAGGGCCAGCCGCUGGGACUCGGGCCGCGGAAGGGGGGACCGGGUUGAGGGCCGCGACCGCGACCGGAGCAGGGAGCGCGAGCGCGGCAGCCGCUGGCGGUCACCAGAGCGGAGGCGCUCGCCCGAGCGGAGGCGGUCACCAGACCGCCGCCGCUCACCAGAGCGGGAGCGGGGCCGCGGACGGCGCUCGCCCAGUCGCUCGCCGGUGCGGUCGCCGAAGCGCUCGCGCUCGCCUGUCCGCCGCCGCUCGCCAGAUCGCUCGCCGCGGCGCCGAUCGCGGUCGCGCUCACCGGGCGGUCGGGACCGGGACCGUGCCGGCGCGGGUCGGCCGCGGGACCCGCCCAAGCGUAGCCGCAGCCGGUCUCCCUCCGGCGAGCGGGAGCCGCGGCGGCAGGCACAGGAUCCGGCGCCGGCUCAGCGGGACGGCCAGCCUAGCCCUGCCAGGGCCCUGGAGGCGAAGGAGAAGGAGCAGGACUCCGCGCUGCACCCGGCCGAUGCGGUGCCGGCGGAGGGCAACGGGACAGAGGGCGCAGCGGCGGCUUCGCAGGAGGCGUACAAGGACAAGGGCGACAAGGAGCACAAAAAGAAGGAGAAGAAGGAAAAGAAAGAGAAGAAGGAGAAAAAAGAGAAGAAAGAGAAAAAGGAGAAGAAGGAGAAGCGGGACAAGGGCGCGAAGGAGGGUGACGUGGCGGCAGGCGGGGAGGGGCCAGGUGCGGGUGUGGGUGCCGGUGGCGAGAAGGGCAGCGACAGCGAGUCGGAUGCGGAGCUGGCAAACCUGCGCGCGCAAGCGCUGCAGUCGGCUCGUAGCCUGUAGGUCAUUCUACCAGUAUGUGCUCUUCAUGUUGACGCGGUGACGCGGUGUUUGUCAGGGUACGGUAAACGCCUGUGCGUGUCAACCCGAGCCUACCCAAGGCGUUGGUUUGUUUGGAGCCGGUGCCGUAAUGCCACUGGUGUUUGGACCACCGUGUGCUGACGGCACCGCACUGGCGGGCCAGAACUAGACUUGACCCGGCUGACCACAAGUGACGAGGGUUGACUAGGCAGACACGCAGACGCAGACCAUUCGGUAAGGUGAGUAC
This is a messenger RNA of Chlamydomonas reinhardtii, 1935 nucleotides long. RefSeq lists its product as uncharacterized. The transcript is spliced from 11 exons. Gene Ontology annotation, cellular component: spliceosomal complex. NCBI's taxonomy places the organism in Eukaryota, Viridiplantae, Chlorophyta, Chlorophyceae, Chlamydomonadales, Chlamydomonadaceae. Gene Ontology annotation, molecular function: RNA binding. The record is from RefSeq and is a predicted model, not a curated record. Bases 81 to 1670 code for a protein of 529 amino acids. Gene Ontology annotation, biological process: mRNA processing; regulation of mRNA splicing, via spliceosome.